This is a messenger RNA of Penicillium mononematosum, 1347 nucleotides long. RefSeq lists its product as uncharacterized. Lineage: Eukaryota; Fungi; Ascomycota; Eurotiomycetes; Eurotiales; Aspergillaceae. The record is from RefSeq and is a predicted model, not a curated record. Bases 1 to 1347 code for a protein of 448 amino acids. The transcript is spliced from 3 exons.
AUGUCGAACAUCCUUCACAAAGUCAAGGAUGCCGUGACCGGUCAUCAUCAUGAUGCGUCUAAAACAUCCAGCAGCAAGGUUGUUGAUGAUGCCCGGGAUACUUACGGAUCCUCGCACAACACCACGGAAAACGCUCCCAGCAAACACACUUCUACCGGCCAAGGCUCCAACACUUAUGGCUCUGGCUCUGGUCCAGGCUAUGAGGCCUCGUCCACUACCGGUGCUGGAGGCUACGGCACUGGUGCUAGUACUGGUGGCCACAGCGCCGGCACCGCCCAAGACCCACGCAGGGGUCCAAUUGACGUCGGCUCAGGAGCGUCCGGGAACUACGGCAGCAAAUCUGAUAGCUACGGAUCUAACACUGCUGGCGGCUAUGGCUCAUCCAACACUGGCUCCAGCACCAAUGCUGGCCCCCAUGACUCCAACCUAGCCAACAAGGUUGAUCCCCGCGUCGAUAGCGACCUCGACAACCGAGGAAAGCACGCUGGAACUACCGGCUCUAGCAACACAUACGGCAGCAACGCUGGCCGCCCUUCCAGAGAGACCGGUUAUGGCUCCAGGGACACCUACGGCGGCACCGCUGGCCGCUCCACCGGUGGAUAUGGCUCUAGCGAUACCUACCGCGGCACUACCAGUCACUCUUCUGGACAGACCGGCUAUGGCUCCAACGAUCCUCUUUCUAGCAGCGACAAAUACGGCAGCAACACUGGCCGCUCCACCGGUGGAUAUGGCUCUAGCGAUACCUACCGCGGCACUACCAGUCACUCUUCUGGACAGACCGGCUAUGGCUCCAACGACCCUCUUUCUAGCAGCGACAAAUACGGCAGCAACAUUGGCCGCUCCACCGGUGGAUAUGGCUCGAGCGAUACCUACCGCGGCACUACCGCUCACUCUUCUGGACAGACCGGCUAUGGUUCCAGCAACCCACUGACUAGCGACACGUCCGGUCACUCUUCUGGACAGACUAGAUAUGGCUCCAAUAACCCUUUGGUUAGCAACGACAACUACGGCGACACGACUGGCCACUCUUCUGGACAGUCUGGCUAUGGAUCGAGUAAGCCACUGUCCGGUAGUGACAACUAUGGUAGCUCCACCGGUCACUCCGGUUAUGGCUCUAGCAACCCUGUGUCAGGAAGCGACAACUACGGCAGCAGUAACACUGGCCGCUCCACUGGACAGUCGGGCUAUGGCGCCAAUGACUCCUACAGAGCCGGUGCUGGUAGCAGCUACAACAACCAGACCUCAAACACUGGGAAGACCAGUGGUCCUCACGGUUCCGACGUAUUGAACAAGCUUGAUCCCAGAGUUAACGAAAAGGAUGCUCUUGGCAGCCAGCGCAACUACUAG